AUGAACAGCGCUUUAAUCCGGAAGAGAAACAAUCAGGCCAAAGCGACCAGCAAAAAGCUGAGAGAUAAAUGGAAAAAGGCCGAAAAGCGAGAAAUCAACCUUGGCCAGCUUCUUCUCUGCGCGCAUUGUAAUCCAAGGAACAUGCUUAGUUCUGUUGCUGGGCGAGCGCAUGGAUCGAGAGCGAGACCUUCAAAAGCCAGGUUGACCCUGGACAACAGGACAAAUGCGAUAGUACCGGCGCCGCUAAAAGCGAAUCGGGCGAGAAUCAAUGUCUCGGGGACGAAGUUUGAGACUUUUAUCGCGACGCUAGAAAAGUAUCCAGAUUCGCUACUUGGAAAUCGCGAAAAGCGCCAAAAAUUCUUCGAUGCCGAAACUGACGAAUACUUUUUCGACCGAAACCCCGAAUGUUUCAAAAUUAUUCUGGAAAGGUCAAAAAACGCCUUGCCGGGGACAGUCUUUGCCGAGCACUUAAAAUAUAACUACUUGGAAAACACUUGGAGUCCAAGAGAGCUCUCGAAAUCGGGAAAAAUUCGAAAAGCGAUUUGGGACAUGCUGGAGAAGCCGCAGAGCUCGACUUUUGCUUUCUGCUUUUCGGUGUUUAUUCAAAUGCUUAUUCUGCUCUCCAUUCUGAUUUUCGUCUUGGAGAGUUUGCCUGAAUAUCGCAUCGAAUACGUGCCGACUUACAUGGAGCCCGUUUUAAAAUCCUUCAACUGCGAGGAAAUAAUCGACCGCUCCUGCUCCGUCUGGAACGACGUCAGUUCCUCCGACUGCCAACAACUCUGUCUCAACAACUCGAUUCCAGACGACUGCUCCUUUUUCAACAACCGCCAAUGUCACUCCGUCAGCUACGACGAAUCCAGCAGGCAGUGCGUCUUCCAAUCAAACUGCAAGGAAGAAGAAGUGCUCUUCGAAAAAGUGAUAAACGACGAAAAAGCGAGCGACAUCGAAAAAACACUGGCGGUUUUUAGCAGCAUAAAUGCUGUUUGCAUCGCGGUUUUCACGAUUGAAAUUAUUUUGAGACUCAUCGCCACUCCAAAGCCAAAAGCCUUCUUCCUCGACCCGCUAAAUAUCAUCGAUCUUCUGGCAGUUCUGCCAUUUUACAUCGAACUCGUGAUUCUUCAGGUUUAUGAGCUCCAAACUGACAUUUCUGGAGAGACGAGCGAGCAGAAAUCGGAAAUGUUUCGCAUUUUGCGAAUUAUUCGGCUCAUUCGCGUCAUUCGCAUCCUCCGCUUUUCCAGAUACAAUCAGAAUCUUCAAACUCUUGGAAGGAGUUUGCUGAAAUCAACGAGGGAAAUCGGCUUUCUGAUCAUGUUUUAUUUGAUCUUCUCGAUUUUGUGCGCGACGAUUGCUUUUUACGUCGAAAAUGAAGUCGAGGACACUGGAUUCGACAGCAUUCCAAGUUCUCUCUGGUGGGCAAUCGUAACGAUGACUACUGUAGGCUACGGAGACAUGUUUCCCGUAACAGGAAUUGGCCGAUUUAUUGGCUGCAUAGCUGUUUUCUGCGGUAUUCUCUGCGUUGCACUGCCAAUUCCAUUCAUUUCGAAUGCCUUUGAAAUGGAAUACAAGAAAGUUCAGAUCAAGUCGAAAUUCCCGCUGGACGAGCAAGAGCCCGGCGAAGACGAGACGCUCCGAAUGCGCCUGUGCAUGUACCUCUUCGAGCUGCAAAUGGAAGGCUGA
Molecule: messenger RNA, 1677 nt
Organism: Oikopleura dioica
Lineage: Eukaryota; Metazoa; Chordata; Appendicularia; Copelata; Oikopleuridae
Source: the annotation of a GenBank genome assembly